GGCCGCAGGUCCCAGAGCCUCGCUCGCCACCUCCCCCGUGCCUGGGCAGCGUUCGCCCGGGGAGUCCAGCAGGACCCUGUGGAGUUGCGGCCAUGGCCCCGCGGCGGGCGCGCGGCUCCCGGACCCUCGGCCUCCCGGCGCUGCUGCUGCUGCUGCUGCUCCGGCCGCCAGCGACGCGGGGCAUCACGUGCCCUCCCCCAGUGUCCGUGGAACACGCAGACAUCCGGGUCAAGAGCUACAGCUUGUACUCCAGGGAGCGGUACAUUUGUAACUCUGGUUUCAAGCGUAAAGCCGGCACGUCCAGCCUGACUGAGUGCGUGCUGAACAAGGCCACGAACAUCGCUCACUGGACAACUCCCAGUCUCAAAUGCAUUAGAGACCCUCUCCUGGCUCGCCAAAGGCCAGCGCCACCCUUCACAGUAACGACGGCAGGGGUGACCCCACAGCCAGAGAGCCUCUCCCCUUCUGGAAAAGAGCCCGCAGCUUCAUCUCCCAGCUCAAACACCACAGCGGCCACAACAGCAGCUAUUGUCCCGAGCUCCCGGCUGACGCCUUCCACAUCACCUUCCACAGGAACCACAGAGAUAGGCAGUCAUGAGUCCUCCCAUGGCCCCUCUCAGACAACAGCCAAGACCUGGGAACUCACGGCGUCCGCCUCCCACCAGCCGCCAGGUGUGUAUCCACAGGGCCACAGCGACACCACUGUGGCUAUCUCCACAUCCACCGUCCUGCUGUGUGGACUGAGCGCUGUGUCUCUCCUGGCAUGCUACAUCAAGUCAAGGCAAACUCCCCCGCCGGCCAGCAUUGAAAUGGAAGCCAUUGAGGCUCUGCCAGUGACUGGGGAGACCAGCAGCAGAGAUGAAGACUUGGAAAACUGCUCUCACGACCUCUGAGACUCGGGGAAACCAGCCCAGCUAUGUCCGGAGUGAAGGAGCCUAUCUGCUUUAGCUAAAGACGACUGAGAAGAGGUGCAAGGAGGUGGGCUCCGGGGCCGGGCCUCUCAGACGUCCCAGCAGGAUCUCACGGACUGCGGGUCGGCGCUUCCUGCGCAGGGAAGCAGGUUCUCCGCAUUCCCAUGGGCACCACCUGCCUGCCUCGGAUCCAGGACCCAGCUUCCCAGGAGAGACCAAAGGCUUCUGGGCAAGGGUUUUAUUUUAUUACAGUGUGAGCUGCCUGGAAUACUUGUGGUAAUGAAAUAAAACCCCUGCCCCGAACCUUCCGUCCCUCAUCCUGACUUGCAGUUCACAGAGAAAAGUGACAAACCUGAAGCUCUCUGUCAACUACAAGGCUCCUCCUGGCGUGGGAGGUGUCUCCAGGGAAGACACCAGCGUUGGGGCUUCUAACCACCCUGUCUCCAGCUGCUCUGCACACACAGACAGGGACCCGGGAAAGGUGGGAGAGAUGCUGAGCCAAGCGAAUCCUCUCCAUCAAAGGAUCCGCAAAGAAGAAACCUCAACUCAGUGCCAUUUUACAUAUAUAUGUGUUUAUAUUUAUACUUCCUUGUCUAUUAUAGCUACACAUUAUAUAUGAUUUGUAUUUUGACAUUGUACCUUGUGUAAACAAAAUAAAACGUCUAUUUUCAAUAUUUUAAAAAUGCA
This is a messenger RNA of Chlorocebus sabaeus (green monkey), 1598 nucleotides long. RefSeq names its product interleukin 15 receptor subunit alpha (gene IL15RA). Gene Ontology annotation, molecular function: interleukin-15 receptor activity. Lineage: Eukaryota; Metazoa; Chordata; Mammalia; Primates; Cercopithecidae. The record is from RefSeq and is a predicted model, not a curated record. Gene Ontology annotation, biological process: interleukin-15-mediated signaling pathway.